AUGGAGUUUAAGAGACAUGACAGUUUCAAAGUAAUAACUGACAGUGUUCUUGAUGUUCGAAAAUCAAACAUAUCUAACAAUUCUUUAUUAACUGUUCAAGAUUGGGCCCAAUUAAACCAACUUCAAAAAUCUUAUUCAAAUGCAUUUCCAUCCAAUAUAUUUCCUUAUCGUCCAUUCACAUUAACUGACAGAAUGUCAGCAAUGGUUUAUACGAUCGAUCUUCAAAAUUUUGUUGCAUUAAAACUCAUAAACUAUUUGAAAAGCGUAUGCGAAUUUAAAUUACUUGACGAAAAUGAUCGUUUAAUUCUCGUUAAACAUAAUCUAUUAGGAUUGUUCAUGCUACGUGCAACACUACAAUAUGACACUGUUCAAGAAAUUUUUUGCGAACCAGAUGCUGAUGAUGAAUACGCAAGGCAUUGUAAAGACGUGCUUAUUUAUUGUUACGGUCUUGAAUUUUAUCAGGAUGUUGUGAAAAUUAUGCGUUUACUCGUCGAUUUAACUGAACGUGAUCCAAUCAUUGUUGAACUAUUGUUAAUCAUAAUGAUUUUUACUAAAGGUUUAUCAGCUCAUAAUCGUGAUUUAACUGAACCCAUUCUAGCAAAUUUUGCUCCAGUCUAUCAAGCUCAAUGCACCUAUACAAGUCUUUUAUGGCGUUAUAUGUUACAAAAAUAUGAUUUAACAAUGACAGUACACAAGUUUUCAUCAUUAAUUGCACAAAUAAUGAAAAUUCAAGCGUUAUCCUACGAUUUUCAGCAAUAUAUUAGUAAUCAAGUUGAUAUUAAUAAAAUUAAUCCGUUAAUGAAAUCACUGUUACAACUCAGUUAA
Didymodactylos carnosus is the source of this 825-nucleotide messenger RNA. Lineage: Eukaryota; Metazoa; Rotifera; Eurotatoria; Philodinida; Philodinidae. The record is from the annotation of a GenBank genome assembly.